AUGUUCCGCCCAAGAAUAAGAAUACCACGGAUAGGCCUGGUGCGGCCGCCUCUGCAGAGGUCGAUCCAUCACAUUCCUCAGCUCCGAUAUGACUUCCGAGAGGGCGUACCGGGGCUUCUCUCGCCAGAGGGCUUCGACAUGGCGUGGACACAGUAUAUGACCUUGACGCUUGAAAAGCUCAAUGCUCUCACAGCAGGCACGGAUCACGAAAGGAAAGACACCAAGGCCAUCCUGAUUGCCACAGCCCGCGAGCCCGCCGAGGCGCCCAUCUUCAACUACGCCUCGAUGGCACACAACAACGCUCGUUUCUUCGACGGCCUGUCCCCGACACCUGUCGAGAUACCCGCGCACCUAAAGCGUGGGCUCGAGGCGUCCUUCUCCUCCAUCGAGACCCUGCGGCGCGAGUUCGUGCUGACCGCCUCCGCCAUGUUCGGCCCGGGCUUUGUGUGGCUCGUCAAGGUCGGCAACAGCCACGCCUCCGGACUAUCGGACAACUUCCGCAUCGUCACCACCUACCUGGCCGGCAGCCCAUACCCCGGCGCGCACUGGCGCCAGCAGGCGACAGACAUGAACACCGUGGGCGGCGCCAGCGCCGAGGGCCACGGUGCUGUUGCUGAGUACUUCCGCAAGCAAGGGAACGCGCUGCAGCGCGCCCCGCCGUCGAACUCGCGCGACACCACCAAGCUCGCGCCGGGCGGCAUCGACGUCAUCCCGCUGCUGUGCCUGAACACCUGGGAGCACGUGUGGCUGCGGGACUACGGCAUGGGCGCCGGCGGCUACGGCGGCAAGAGGGCGUUCGCCGAGGCGUGGUGGGAGACCAUCGACUGGAACCGCGUGACGGAGCUCGCGAACAUCUCGAAGCCGGCUUUCAGGGUGUAA
Messenger RNA from Phaeoacremonium minimum UCRPA7, 879 nucleotides. Its product is annotated as putative superoxide dismutase protein. Gene Ontology annotation, biological process: superoxide metabolic process. Gene Ontology annotation, molecular function: superoxide dismutase activity; metal ion binding. NCBI's taxonomy places the organism in Eukaryota, Fungi, Ascomycota, Sordariomycetes, Togniniales, Togniniaceae. The coding region runs from base 1 to 879 and encodes 292 amino acids. The transcript is spliced from 2 exons. The record is from RefSeq and is a predicted model, not a curated record.